Messenger RNA from Ilyonectria robusta, 767 nucleotides. RefSeq lists its product as uncharacterized. The transcript is spliced from 3 exons. Bases 97 to 552 code for a protein of 151 amino acids. The record is from RefSeq and is a predicted model, not a curated record. Lineage: Eukaryota; Fungi; Ascomycota; Sordariomycetes; Hypocreales; Nectriaceae.
CAACGGUUGCCUUGAGGCAGCGAUCGAUUUGGGCCUGCGUGCGAGGCCGAUUUUCCAACGCGACUGUUGAGCAGGAAUCAAUUUGUCGCUGAACAUAUGCGCUUCACGUCCCAGAGAAUCUUGCUUCGAUGGCAUGGCUUCCUGCGAUUGCCUCGGCACCCACAGCUUUGGUACAAGGAGAGGCUACGAGAGGAAAUCUGCGAACGACGGCUGGCAACGACGCGUUGCCAAAAGCUCAGCGAGACGGCUGACGUCUUCUACAUCAUCAGCCGAGCGCAGCACGACGGCCACACCCUCCGACGACUCCCCGAUUUCAUCCUUCCGCACCUCGCGGUGUAUGCAUACUUGCUUUCGAAAUACACGUUGAGGUGGCAGUUCUACCGGGUGGCUGCUUUCCUUUGUGGUUGUGCCGACUUGGACGCGAUGCGCGAGGUCGUCAACCCUACCAAAGACCACAAAUUACGAGAGGUCGCGUGUCGCCAUGGGAUUGACCCGACAAGAUUCAGGAAAGUCUGCUACCGACUUCGGUUCAUAUGGCCUCUGCUGCCAUAAAAGCAACGCUGAGGAGGGAGGGACCUGUUUUUGGAAAAAUGUGUCCAUGAGGUGGAAAUUGGCUGUGCGACGCCAUAUCGCUGCUCUCGAUCUUGGAGGCCGAGGCUUGCCCGCCAAACGCCCCCGAUUCGCUGAGCCAAGUGCUCAUCCCGCAGGCGCCCGCAGACCAGUCAGAAUUGUGGUCGGCCUCCCACAUAAUGAGGCCGUCGCAACAU